Molecule: messenger RNA, 6913 nt
Organism: Hymenoscyphus albidus
Lineage: Eukaryota; Fungi; Ascomycota; Leotiomycetes; Helotiales; Helotiaceae
Source: the annotation of a GenBank genome assembly
GUUUGCCCUGUUGCCCUUUGAAGCCUUUCUGAAAUGCUGUGACCCAGGCCAACGACGUGCCCACAGCCUACCGCCCCCCUCCACCCAUUACACAUCCCCAUCCCCAUCCCUACCAAGUAAAAACCCCCGUCCAGGCCGUCCUCCCUGGCCCACCAUUGCAGGGACUGCGGCGAGACGACUCCAAACAAUCAUCUCGCGAAUAGGGCGCAACGACCAGUCAGAUCCGCCCACGACCUCGAACAGCUUUGCAUGCAUUCGCUUUCGUAGCACCAUCUCAACCACACCAGUUGAGCGCCAACCAUCAAUGCUCCCGCUCCCUCACCACCACUAACUGACACUACUGACCUCCCCGAGCACCAACGCGACGAAAAAUAAUCUCGCCAUCGCCCUCGCCCAGCGUCUCCCUCACGCUCACUCCCUAGCUCAACCGACAGUACCUACAGUAGUGGUGGCAGCAGCCGCAGCAGCGCACCAGCACCCAUACCGGUAGCAGAAGUAGCAGAAGCAGCAGCAGGAGCUACGACGACUAGCUCUGGUUCGUCGUCCCGUAGUCCCCUCGAGCCUGCCUCCAUCUGUUCUGGCCGAAUGUUCGAGCACGAGGAAGAUGGAAAGCGGUAUCAACGCAGACCAGAAUUUUAAUUAUAGGCGCCCACCACACCACGACCUCGCCGACCACGACCACGACUACGAACACGACAACCCUCAUCAAACUCAACACAUUCACCCAGCCCAUCACCCUCCCUUCCAACCGCAGCAUCAUCACCACCGCCACCAUCACCAGCAUUUGAUUGAGCCGCACCGCCAGCCAACCUACGAAGCCCCUCCCCUUCCCGACUUCGAAUCGACAUCACCACAACACCCGCACCAGCUGCCCCAAUUGCCUCCCAAGCUCCAGCUCUUGACCACCGCCAAUCUCCAGGCUAUCACGGUCGAUGGAUUCCCGGGAGUUUUGAUCGAGGGAGGUGACCCGGCCGAAUUCUACAGAGAAUAUCGUGGUGUACAACAAUCUGCCCACGGCUACACAGAUACAACAAACGGAAUGGCGGCGGCGGCAGCGUCCGAGUCGAGGCCAGCAGCAGCACCCUCCUCGCCGAGGUCCAAUGGCAAUGGCACCAUUCCAAGGCACCCCUCCGUGCCAGUUCGCAAUGUGAAACCCUCUUAUCGGUCGGCCUCGUCACCGUUGGAUGAUAGGCUCGGCCAGAGCUCUGCAAAGUCGACAGCGGCACUCAAGGUGCUCCCAAAGGGCCAGCAGCCAAGUGUGAAGGAUUUAUUGAAGCGAUUCGAUUCGAACAACGAGCAGUUGAGUGCCUCUGUACGCAGAUCCGUGGGCCGUGUAACCACCAAAGAGGGCGCACCAGGAGGUCGAGGUUAUCUGCGUGAGCAACCGGGAUUCAUGGCUCGCACAGCAAACAGCCUUCAAUAUGCUUCAAGCACAAGAGCUGGCUCAUCGACCAGAGAAACUCCGGGAGGACGAAGAUCACCAGAAAGGUCAAGGACAACCCAGAGAACCAGAUUCGCAACCGAAGAUCAGCAUUCAAACAACACCCUUUCGAGCGUGGCUCGGCCACAUCGACCGCGGCAUUCCGUUUCUGCUCAGCCCUCCAAGUCAAUGAGCAAUUUAUCGCCAACCUCACCAAUCUCUAAUCCAUCCUCCCAAAGACCUGCGAGACGGCCUCUUUUUGGUGAAGUGCUAGUUCUCGACACGGGACCACAAAUUGCCACGCGAAGAACCUCAGAUUCGAGUUUGCAUCAUACAUUCUCGGGGCAUCAUCAACGAAGUCGAUCGCAAGUAGAUGUCUCGCCUUCGUCGCCGACAGCUUGGUAUCUUGGAGUUACACCACAAUUGGAUGAUGUUGAUCCCAAUAAAAGCCGACGACGCCCUUCGCCUGGCCAUAACCGCAAUCACAGUGAUUUUCAAGAUAUGAAAGUCAAUACCAUGACUGGUGUCAAUCCAUCCUUCCAAUCACCAACUUCCCCGUCAGCGCAACAGACUCAAAAUCCAUAUUCGCGGUCUACGUCACGAUUGCCAGUUUCUACCAAAAGGUUGAGCUAUUCCUCCGAGUCAAGCCAACAGUCGCGGAAUAAUUCUCCUUUUACAUCCAAAACAAUUCAGAAUGGAAAGAUGCGAAAGCCUGACUCAAGGCCGUGGAGUCCCGCGGGACGCGCAACGACCCCUACAAGCCGUGCAAUGACACCGACACAGAGGACCCCUCGAGGAGUUAGAGGCAGGAAAGUUGAACCAAUGAAUGGCAUAAGUCUUAAUGCUCAUAUCGAAUCACCUAUGCCCAAGGCAUCUCCUCCUCUACGAAGCUCCCGGCCACGACAGCCUGUCUCCACUGUUACCACAACCAUACCAGAUUCAAGAUCAAGUUCGAGGCGCAAGAAUAUUGACUCCCCGAGUUCUACGACACCACAGCAGUUCCGAACUGGUAUGAAGCUUACUCGUAAUGGUGGUUUUGAAGACCCGAAACCUCGCAAAAUUGUCGAUGUUGGACCUGUUGACUUUGCGGCUCGUAGAGCGAAAAUCCAGAGGGCGUAUACCAAAUCAAUACAUGAGAGCGAGCAAAAGGAAAUUCGGGCUGCAAAUAUGCGCAGAUUAAGCGAGAGGCAUGCUCGAGAUGUUGCUCGUGCAAACAAGGAAGCGGAAGUAAUGAAAACGACACCAGAAACGCCCUCGUUUCCCGCUGCGGAGGUUAAAACAGAGCCAGAGUCGAGUCCUGCACCUUUGCAUAUUACGACUUCUUUUUCUAACCCCAACCCAUUCACAACGCAAACCAGUACAUUGGUUAUGGAGGAUUCACCAACGCUGGGAGUUCCAUCCGGUGUUGACGAAGAGCCACAGUCAGCAAUAUCUUGCGCGACGGGAAUCACGGAGAUCGAUCAUGAGCCACAGACAGAAGAGGCAAAAUUGGCCCAGAAGCCCUCGCAUACUCGGAAUACAAGCAAUUUGUCAAGCAAGAUUAUUUUCACGGCCGACGAACUGAGCCCAGAGCAAGCAAUGUAUGGGUUUAACAUGGAUCAACAAGAAUCUAUUGAUAUCAUACUUGCGCCCCCUGUCGACGAGCCACAAGCGAAGUUGUCUCCAGAACCAAGCGAGGCACUAAAGCCCACUAUUUUCCAGCAUAAGAGAAACAGCCAUAGAUCAAGCCAGCACUUCCUUUCAUCCACAGUAUAUACGGCAAGCCCCGUCGAAAUAACUCCCGAAGGAUCGAUCCCACAGUCGUUCGCAAAUCACGAUGAACAAGAUACCAGUAAAGGCGAGCUUUCCAGUUUUCAGUCCGAGCCAUCCUCUUUGAACACAUACGAGAGUACUCAGGAUACCUCGACUCAGGAUACCUCAAUCAACGAUCACGAAUACAGUGUUUCUCCAGAUACCCCAGAUGCGCCCGCCCCCCGCCUGAAACUACCAAAUCUAAGAAUCGCAUUAGGAUCACCUUCAGUUGCAGUCAGCGAGCCCGACAAUGACUGCCUCGUUACACCUUUUACAGACAUGGAGGACGAGGGCUCUGUGGGAAAUUCAAUUUCGAGACGGGCAUCGCCGACGUACGAUCCUUAUAAUAAUACCAACUACGAGUCUCAAAACUUGAUAAAUCGCAACAGUCAUCAGUCAUCUCGCUGGACCGAUUACUCUGUUGACUCGACAAUGGAUUACAACCGAGGGACCUUUUCCAAGCCAGCUUCUGUUGUUGGGACGCCCGAUUUGGAGAAAAGGGAACUGUCACUUUCUAGAAGGCCUUCCGCACUUCAGAACCCCCCAGUUCCACCUAAACCAGAAGGCUACAGUCCGAUGCCUUCGCCUAGGAUGGGUGCAUCAUUCCCUCGAUUCCCAAGCCCCACUCCCCAUAUACCUCCACUUUCAACUGGUGAUGGCUUCGCUGCUACUUUUGCUGACCAAAAUCGAUUGAGUGCGACUUCUGGACCCCUUUGGCCAGAUUACUCUCCGCCACUACCGCCUAUACCCACAGAAGCGAGCGAACCACCACUACCACCUCUGCCUACAGAAGCGAACGAACUAUCUCCAAUCGCACCCACUCGGACACCACCCCCGCCACUUUCUCAAAGCCAACGUCCGCCAUCCAGUGUUUAUCAGUCCAGUCACAAUGAACAGGGUCGCAAUGCUGAAUCGCGGCGUGCCAGCGAUGAACUCUAUUCUCCUCGUGCUUCGGUUUCAACUCCUCGAUCAAGCACACAAAUCUCGUUUGAAGAAUCGGCUGCAAAUUCAACCUUAAAUAGCAAACCAGCCGAACCCGAAACAGAAGAAGAAAAGGCGGCUGCCAAGAAACUGAAGGACCGCUUGGUUAGGAGGCACAAUAUUAUCAAGGAGCUUGUCGACACAGAGUCUGUAUAUCUGAAGGACAUGAACGUGGUGGAGGAGAUUUAUAAGGGAACCGCUGAAGCUUGUCCGAAACUCGACUCUGGGGAUGUCAAAACAAUUUUUAGAAAUACCGACGAAAUUGUGGCAUUUACAACGACCCUUUUGGACGAAAUCAAAACGGGUGCCGCAGCCAUUUAUUCUCCACGGGGCCAAAAGAAGGGAAAGGAAAACAAAGCUACUACCGCAGCUUCUGGAUCUGUACAAGCCGUGCCUCUCAGUGGCGAGGAUCGAUUUUCCAUGGCAGCCACUUUGAAUGAAGAGUUGACAGACGAGCAAAAAGAUAGGAGAACAUUUGUGGGGGCCAACUUUGGAAAGCAUAUGAAAAAAAUGCAAACUGUGUAUACUGAUUAUCUGAAGAGUAGCGAGGCUGCUAGCGCCCGUUUGGCUGUGUUGCAAACUGAUGCGUCUGUACAAGUCUGGCUGGGCGAGUGUAAUAUUGUAGCGAAGGAUUUGACGGCCGCUUGGGAUCUUGACGCUUUACUAGUGAAGCCCGUUCAGAGAAUUACCCGCUAUCAACUGCUCUUCAAAGAGAUCCUCGAAUGCACCGACAACGAUCACCCGGAUUACAUUGCCCUGCAGGCCGCACACACUGAGGUCAUUGUUAUGCUCAAGAACAUCGAUGAGCUGAAGAAACGCAUCCAUAUGGUCGGCAAGAUUGUGAACGGUAGAAAGCGUAAAGAUUCGGAUGUUCGAACGGGUUUAGCAAAGGCUUUUGGUAGAAGCAAAGAAAAGGCGGCAGACAAGCUUCCCGUCACCAAAACUCAGGACGACGAUGUUUAUUUCAAAUUACACGAGAAGUAUUGUGAUGACUAUCUUCGACUCCAAGUUGUCCUACGCGAUGUCGAAUACUACACUCGACAGGCAGCCACCUACGUACACGAUUUCUUGCGUUACCUUUCGGCAAUGGAGCUUGUGAUGCGAUUGAGCUCGAGUCCUUGGCCUGAAAUUGAAAGCAAAUGGGCGCGAUUCAACAUGUCAAUGCGAGACAUGGGCACGGUAGCGUUGGAAGAGCAUGUCAAGUCCAUUCGAGCCAAGGUUAUCGAGCCUUUCGAACAUGUCAUUGAAGCCUACGGUGCUCCGGGUCUUGCUAUGAAAAAGCGUGCCAAGCGUCGUCUCGACUAUGACAAGUUGAUUGCAUCUAGGGCGUCGGGAGCCAAGCUCAACGAGAAAGAUACGGCCAAGGUCGAUCAAUAUGAAGCCUUAAACGAAACCUUGAAGAUUGAAUUACCACAGUUGGCUGCGUUGACGGAGAAGCUUGGUAAUAUAUGUUUAAUUAACUUUGUGAUGAUUCAAAGACAGUGGUAUGACAUAUGGCAGAAGAAGGUCAGGACCGUGUUGGAAGAAAGCCAGAUUCCGAACGAAGUUGCUGAUAUUGUGACUAUGUUCAAUCGCGACUACAAAUAUGUCGAAGUUCGUGCACAAGAAUUGGGCAUCAUCAAUGGCAACUUUUCUGGGCUUGAGAAGGUCAGCAGUGACGGAAGAGCAUCUGAAUCUGAAAGUAGAAGAAGCCGACCAUCGAAUCUAUCCACUCGAUCCCGAGCCUUAUCAAUCAACAGCGAUAGAGCACCUCCAAGUCUUCCUACGCCUGAAUUCGCUAAGCGCUUGAGUGGUCAAUUUGUCAUGUCGCCAACUAACCCAGCACCGAACGUGCCUCAAUUCGCAUACGCCAGCCAGCCGAAUACAACCACCCACUCACGUGCUAAUUCAGGAUCCCCGGCUACACUUGAAGCUAUGACUUCUGCCCGGCCUUCGGCAAGUUUGGCAAGACCAACUACAGGAAGGAGUUUUACUUCUGAUAGUGGCAUGCAUCGCGGUAACGAUUACAACGCUUCUCGACGUGAAUCCGGUUCUACUUACAACUCGACCUCCUAUCAUCAUGUUGAUGGUCCACCUGCCUCUACACGGCCCUUUUCAGGUAUCUUCCACUCAGCAAUGCCGUUACCAGAUGGUCCAGAAGAUAGUCAGCGGUCAUCAAGAAAUUCUUCUCGUGAUCGACACGUGUCGGGUGGCUAUAAUGUGCUCUACCUGGCGGCCAGCUUGUUUGAAUUCAAUAUUAGUGCCACAAAAUCCGAGGCCGGAUACCCUUACCUGACGUAUCAGGCUGGCGAGGUUUGUUACACCACGCAUUCUCACAUUAUUUUGCCACUAACGAUUCUCAGAUAUUUGAUGUCAUCGGUGAGAAAGGGGAGCUCUGGCUCGCGAAGAAUCAAGAUGAUCCUUCUGACUCAGUUGGCUGGAUCUGGAGCAAACAUUUCGCGCGUCUGGCAACGGACUAGAAAAUUUGUUUUCAUGUGUAUUAAUGGCGUUUUCCCGUGGAAACCAAGCAUAAUUGAUAGUUUGGAGUUGAUAAUGUUACUGAAAGGGAUUGAAUGAUGAAUUUGGGUUGGGGGGUCCAGGAUGACUUCGGGAUUACAUACAUUUGGGAGAGACAAAAUGUGGCGUUCUAAGGGGUUGGAAUUCAUUGUUUUUUUUUCUCUUGCGCCCUCCUCUCUUAAUUCUUGUUUGAGGGGAUUUUACUCUGGUGCAACUGGAAAGGGG